This is a messenger RNA of Daldinia decipiens, 1608 nucleotides long. RefSeq lists its product as uncharacterized. Bases 569 to 1018 code for a protein of 149 amino acids. The transcript has a single exon. Lineage: Eukaryota; Fungi; Ascomycota; Sordariomycetes; Xylariales; Hypoxylaceae. The record is from RefSeq and is a predicted model, not a curated record.
CCUUAUGAUUAUAAAUUGGUGUCAGCCAUGCUAAUAUAUUUAGGUACCUAGGUACCUAGGUAACUAUAUUGUGGGAUUAAUUCCAUUUGCCGAAUAUUAUAUACUAAUGUAUAUAUCUACGGAUUAACACUCAUAACACAACAUUCAUAAGAGAACAACCUAAUAUAUUUCUGAUACUGUAAUUUGAUACAAUACAUCCAGGUAAGAGAAUGUAAGAGCGGUGUAAGAAGAAUGCCAAUCCAGCACAUGGCUAAGAAUAUUCAUAAACUAACCAAUUACAUCGUCGUUCAUCUACUAGAUUAUAAAGCAGCUGACGUAUUCCGUCUUAUUAUAACAGGCAUUAGCUUAGGACUACUAACAUAUGUAGCCAUGGAAUACUAGCGAAGAAGCUAUCUUAGUGGAGAAAACUGUCUAUAUAAGCGGGAACUUCAUCAAUCCAGUCAAGUAUAAUACAGGAGAUUGUACUUACAAAAAGUGUUACCACCUGAGAAAAUAUACCUCAUUUAACAAGAGCUGAGGACCGAGAGGCGAACAAUUUGCGACUCACAUUUUGGUAAAUCUCUACAAAAUGUCAUCACCUUCGAGAGAACAACUCUUAGAGACUGCCAAGCUCUUCAUAGAGGCGUUCAACGAGUUCACACCCGAAUCAGUCGUGCGAUACCGCAGUCCUACGUGUAAGCAUCGACUGCUUCCGGCAUCCCUAAACUCGCCGCCACAAAGCAACGCCGAGUUCGCAGGCUUCAUAGCAGCGCUAAAUGCCAUUAUGCCAACGUUUCAUCUCCGGAUCGUUGAUGGAGGAGAACCAGUGGUAGACGAAGUCACUCGUAAGGUCGUAUUGCAUUUGAAGUCGAGGUCCGAGACGGCCAUUGGGCCAUAUGAAAACGAGUAUGUUUGGAUCUUAACAUUGAGCAAGGAUGGUAAACUCGUGGACGAUAUUUUGGAAUUCGCGGAUAGUUUAUAUACUAGCGACCAAAUACCGAAGCUGAAGAAAGCGGCCGAGGACGCAGCUAAGAAGUGAGGAUAGAUCUUAGUUAGAUUAUCAAGGCGAAUAGAGGGGACUUUGAGAAAUGAGGAGUAUGUUGAAAUGAAUGGCCAAGGGACUAUGUCAUAUAUAUAAGAAGGACCUCCCUACUCACUCAUACAGUUGAUAGACUAAGUCAAUAUACAAGUACAGCUCAUAUACCGCAUCUUUCAGCAUAGUACUAGUACCAUCGGCCUAGUGCCUCGCCUUUCCUCACCGAGAGCCCAACUGAAAGCUUCCGUUUUUUUCUACUGGGUCUAUUAGGUAUAUUAGUAAAUGAGGAGCUAUCGAAGACUUACGUACGGCCCAGUGCCCAGAUGCUCCGGAAACCAUGCGGGCCGGAACAAGAUCCACUGCAAGCUCUGUGACGGCCCGAGUAGUUUGCCACACCGACCAUUUCUAUUACUAUUCUGCGCCGGUAGAUCUGCAUGAAUAUCCCGCAGCUAAAAGGGUACAUUAUAACUGCUGUGGAUAACAAUCAGGUAUAACGACCGAAACCCAGUAGUUAUAUCAUUAUCCUAUGUUGUGCUUAAAUACUUUAGGUACUUAUUGGACGCAAACGAAUUCAUCAUUAUCACCAUCUUCAA